AACGAGAAAUAAACGUGACUGUCUGGGAGUUAAAGUUCACAAGGGGUUUAUUUAACAAUUACGAGGCGGUCUGAUCAUUUCUGGGGGAGUAACGUCUUUAUUUUCGUCCAUCAUGAGUUUGUCAAUGCCGCAGAAGCGUUACUACAGACAGCGAGCCCAUUCAAACCCGAUGGCUUACCACACGUUUGAUUACCCUGUGUGUCCUGAGGACAUGAACUGGUCCGAGCUGUAUCCAGACUUCUUCACCGGCAGCCCUUCUGGGACGGAGACUCACUGUGUUGAGUUUGCAGACAUUGGAUGUGGAUACGGGGGGCUUUUAGUGGAGUUGUCUCCACUUUUCCCAGACAAGCUCAUCCUGGGCAUGGAGAUCCGAGUGAAAGUGUCCGAUUAUGUCCGGGAUCGUAUCCAGUCACUGCGGGCCUCAGAGCCUGGGAGCUACCAGAACAUCGCCUGCAUUCGAAGCAACGCCAUGAAGUACCUCCCCAACUUCUUUACUAAAGGACAGCUCAGUAAGAUGUUCUUCCUCUUCCCUGACCCUCACUUUAAGAAGACCAAGCACAAAUGGAGGAUCAUUAGUCCCACACUGUUGGCAGAAUAUGCCUACACGCUGAGAGUCGGGGGCUUGGUGUAUACCAUGACGGAUGUGGAGGAAGUGCACGUCUGGAUGGUGAAGCAUUUCACAGAACAUCCACUGUUUACACGUGUCUCCGAUGAAGAGCUGGUCGGUGACGUCAUUGUGAGUCGACUGGGUACCUGUACAGAGGAAGGAAAGAAAGUCCAAAGAAAUGGAGGCAAGAACUUCCUUGCAGUUUUCAGGAGGAUUGAGGAUUCAAACUGAGUCCAGGCAGUUUGGACGCACAAUAAACUGAAAUGCUGCUCUUACGCGGUCUGGUCUGCUUGGAGAAUAAUAUGAAGAGCUGUGGCUUGUCCCCCCACCCAGCAGAUGAACCGCUUUUCUGGUAUUAUGGAACAAACCUUUACAUCAAUACCUGAAUGUGGAUUUGAGUUUUUUCCACUUAAUUUAUAUAUUUCUUUCCCCAGCUCAUGAAAGACAGCACAAGGAAAGUGAAUUGUUAAAGGGUGUCUUCAGGCUCAACUUUUAGUUUAUAUCUUUGGUUUUGUAUUGCGGUUGUUUUGGGUUUGCUGUAUAACUUUUAAACCCCCCCCCCCCCCCCCCCAAUUUUCUCCAGUGUAUGUAUCCAUCCAUCUUUUCUAACUCCUGCUUCUGGAGGCAGAGCCUUUGUGUUUGCUAUUCAUUUUCAAAGCCUUUUUAAAAUGACAAACAUUUCCAUGUGAUGAUAUAACUUUGUUGGCUCCGUGAUGGUAAUUGGCAGCAUUGGUGGCAGAGUCUGAAAUGGAUUAGACUAAGAAGUUUGCAAACAGUCUGCAUCUAGCUUGUUUGCUGUGGGUCAUUGUCUGAUUUAAAAAUAAAACGGCAAGCUGCAGCACG
Messenger RNA from Scatophagus argus, 1450 nucleotides. RefSeq names its product methyltransferase 1, tRNA methylguanosine (gene mettl1). Lineage: Eukaryota; Metazoa; Chordata; Actinopteri; Scatophagidae. Gene Ontology annotation, cellular component: tRNA methyltransferase complex. The coding region runs from base 113 to 838 and encodes 241 amino acids. Gene Ontology annotation, biological process: RNA (guanine-N7)-methylation; tRNA methylation. Gene Ontology annotation, molecular function: tRNA (guanine(46)-N7)-methyltransferase activity. The transcript has 6 exons. The record is from RefSeq and is a predicted model, not a curated record.